AUGGCUAUCUCCAAGAAUUUACCAAUUUUGAAGAACCACUUCAGAAAGCACUGGCAAGAACGUGUCAGAGUUCACUUUGACCAAGCAGGUAAGAAGGUCGCCAGACGUACUGCCAGAGCUGUCAAGGCCGCCAAGGUUGCCCCAAAGCCAUUGGACUUAUUGAGACCAGUUGUCAGAGCUCCAACCAUCAAGUACAACAGGAAGGUUAGAGCUGGUAGAGGUUUCACCUUGGCUGAAGUUAAGGCUGCUGGUUUGACCGCUGCUUAUGCCAGAACCAUUGGUAUUGCCGUGGACCACAGACGUCAAAACAGAAACCAAGAAAUCUUUGAUUUGAAUGUUCAGAGAUUGAAGGAGUAUCAAUCCAAGAUCAUCAUUUUCCCAAGAAAGGGUGCUGCUCCAGCUACUGAGCAGGUUUUGUCCACUGCCGCCUCUUUCCCAAUUGAACAACCAGUUACCGACGUUGAGACCAGGGCUGUUGAAGAUAACGGUGAGUCUGCUUACAGAGCUCUAAGAAUGGCCAGAUCCGACAAGAAGUACAAUGGUAUCAGAGAAAAGAGAGCCAAGGAAAAGGCUGAAGCUGAAGCUGAACAGAAGAAAUAA
Messenger RNA from Eremothecium cymbalariae DBVPG#7215, 600 nucleotides. RefSeq names its product 60S ribosomal protein eL13. Gene Ontology annotation, biological process: translation. Gene Ontology annotation, cellular component: ribosome; cytosolic large ribosomal subunit. The transcript has 2 exons. The record is from RefSeq and is a predicted model, not a curated record. The coding region runs from base 1 to 600 and encodes 199 amino acids. Gene Ontology annotation, molecular function: RNA binding; structural constituent of ribosome. NCBI's taxonomy places the organism in Eukaryota, Fungi, Ascomycota, Saccharomycetes, Saccharomycetales, Saccharomycetaceae.